CCACGGUUAUACAUGUUCUGCGCUUCUGGCAGUGCUUGGGAACGACUCGGACCGCUGACACGACGCAACUCCUGAAAGCUGCUCUGGAAAACUAUGCAGCUUACGAUUGUAUGGCCAAAACAGCGAUAUUGAUGGCACACUCGGACCUGGGAUCUCUCCAAUUCUCUUCUUUCAAAGAUUGUCUGGCUCGUCGUAUUAUAUCUCUAUCGGAUUUCGUCGUCGACAGCAGUAAUGACAGUGACUCUGAGCUCGACGAGUUUGCUUCGUUUCUUGCCCUAGAAGCGUGGCCUGCAUUUCCAACGACUCUUCGUCAGGCUUCAUACGAAACGAGGAACACGGUUCCAAGCCCCGACGACCUCUCAUUCGAAAACACACCAGUUGCUUUUGGUGACACGCUCGUCGCAUAUGGGCUUACAUCUGACUAUGACGAGUCCUUGGAGUUUCUGAGGAAGGCGGUCGGGGACUACAUCGGCCUUGUUUGCGCCCCACCUCCGGUCUGGUCUUCAACGCGCACGAAGCAAUGCGAACUAUGCGAGCGAGAAAUUCCUUUGACCUAUCAUCACUUGAUACCCCGCGCGACGCACGCCAAAGUUCUGAAGAAGAACUUGCAUCCCGAAUCGAUGCUCAACUCAGUGGCAUGGCUGUGUAGACCUUGUCAUACUGUUGUGCACCACGUUGCUAACAACGAUGAACUGGCUCGCGAGUACUAUACAAUUGAACUGCUACAAGGUCGAGAGGACAUUCAAAAGUGGAGAAAGUAUGCGGCCAAGCAACGUUAUGGAGUGAGGCGUAACUAGCGGGUGUUCGAACAGGAAUUGACAGAGAACUGAGGCUUGGCUCUAUUAGGAUGUAUGUGGGAAGAGAAUUGUUAUAAUCAAUGAUCGCAAGGUGUUAUCGUAUCAAUUUUCAACAGAGGCUAUCCGUACCUGCGAACAAGGAGAGACAUGGAAGCUUACUUGACUUCUCGCCCGUGCGUCCCAUACAGCACGUAUGAGAAAAUGAAACAUCCCUCAAUCUAUUCUUCUGGCAGACGUCGCACUUGCCGGCGCUCAGCGCUAGGGAUGAGUCACAGUCCUCUUGGGCGCAUCUCGCAUUGUGGACAAACAUCAUUACAAGCAUGACAGGAUCAAAAAACACCUACCUAACACGUUGGGCGCUACCAUAUCGAGGCUACUAUUUUCUAUUCAUCGUCCCUUCUGGAACAGAAGGAGCAACAAUAUCCAUUGUAAGCAAGUCUGCGCGUUUACACGGAGCGCUCACAGUGUCAGAGUUGUCGACGUGAUUGUGAGGUAACUGAUAGCCCAUCAGGGAGGAGUCAUUGAGCAAUUUGGGGGCCAUGUGCAACAUCCUUGAUCUCAGGGGACCAAUCAAGAAGGCCAACGACGGACACGUCCAGUCAGCGGGCUAUUGUACGGUGACCGUUGUACAAAUGAUGUGUAGUCUAAUUCUG
This is a messenger RNA of Serpula lacrymans var. lacrymans S7.9, 1450 nucleotides long. RefSeq lists its product as uncharacterized. The transcript is spliced from 4 exons. Bases 111 to 797 code for a protein of 228 amino acids. NCBI's taxonomy places the organism in Eukaryota, Fungi, Basidiomycota, Agaricomycetes, Boletales, Serpulaceae. The record is from RefSeq and is a predicted model, not a curated record.